Molecule: messenger RNA, 662 nt
Organism: Exaiptasia diaphana
Lineage: Eukaryota; Metazoa; Cnidaria; Anthozoa; Actiniaria; Aiptasiidae
Product: transcription elongation factor 1 homolog
Exons: 3
Coding region: 70-318 (82 amino acids)
Biological process (GO): transcription elongation by RNA polymerase II
Cellular component (GO): transcription elongation factor complex
Molecular function (GO): RNA polymerase II complex binding
Source: RefSeq, a predicted model, not a curated record
GCACUAGUCUAAAUUUAUGAAUUGAGUUUGAAUUUUGAGCUUGUUUUUGCGUCAAAAUAUUUGCUUAUUAUGGGACGAAGACGGUCAAAGAGAAAACCAGAACCCAAGAAAAGAAGAGAGCCUUUAGAUGUGCAGUUCAACUGUCCGUUUUGUAACCACGAAAAGUCAUGUGAAGUGAAAAUUGAUAGAAUAAAAAACAUGGGCUAUAUAUCUUGCCGAGUCUGUCUAGAAUCAUUCCAAUCMGUUGUUAAUUAUUUAUCAGAACCAGUAGAUGUGUAUAGUGAUUGGAUAGAUGCCUGUGAACAAGCCAACCAAUGAUGUACCAGCACAAUCCUCAAGACAUGUACAUACCAUAAUAAUCAUUCGAGGCUAUUUUACUUGAACAUCUGAAUGAAAGAUGAAAGACUUUUGUAUAAUAUUGUGUCUAAUACAGUGAAACCAUCAAGAUACCUUUUCCUCAAAAGACGCUCAAAAAGACGCCUUUCAUGAAUGGACAUCUUUUCCAGCUAUUUGAUUAUCAUAAAAUUUGUGUAAAAAUAAACCAGAUCUCUCUGCUAUCUAAGAAGAGAUAGCCAGCCAUUAAGCUAGUGUGAGAUGUGUUUAUCUACUGACAUUUUAGAUGUUCCUUUUUACAUCAACAAGAAACAACAUAAAAAACUUCA